AUGUACCAAAUAGCAAUAAACUCCACAGAGGGUGGCACUGCACUCAGAAUCAUCAACAGAACAACAUCAAACUAUAUUAUAAUAGGAGGAUUUGAGGGAAUGCAGCGGUAUAUGGGAAGACACAAGAUAAAGUCGUCAAAGGCCCAGGUUAUCUGCAUAUGCAGUGAAUAUGAAAUAGUUCCAGCAAUAUCCGGGAUGCUAACUACCGCAAUGCACGAAGGAAAGAGGCACACUAAAUAUGUAAGUACAGAAAAAAUCGCUAGAAGAAUUCAAGAAGUUGGAAUGGGUAUAGGAAAUCUGGAGUUUUUUGGCAAGUAUGAUAACAAAUGUCCAGAAAGAAUUGCAGAUGUGUGCAUAGAAGAAAGAAAAGGGCUUGUUUAUACAGCAGUCACACUUCCAAAUAAAAAAGCAAGUUUUAAUGUAGAAAAGGCGGCAGAGAAAGGAAUAUCUAGCAAGAGCGAUCUUGCCACACUGAAUAAGACAGGCAGAAUUGUAAAAGAGGGCGUGGAAUACUUUGUAGAUGAAUUUAGAAACAAAGAGAUAAAGUACCCUAAAAUAGUUGUUAUAACGGUCUUAUCAGAGAACUAUUCAAUAUCUGUAGAAGACAUACAGUCUUUUAUUGUAGGAAAUGAAAGAGUAGAAAUAUUUAUAAGAGGAGCGCCAGAAGGAUUUAGAAACACUCAAAUAGAGCAUAAAACACUUGUUAGUGUAGAAAAAGAAAUAAAAUGCAAAGUAGUAUUACACAACAAAACAGCAAAAACUAUAACAGAAGUGGCACAAUACAUUCUAAUAAAGUCUGAAGUAGAGGCGGAUUGUGUUAAAGACUUUUACAAUAAAAUAUGCCCAGUUUACACGCCACUAAUUAGGCCCCGUGUGUACAAAUUAUGCCAUACAAAAUAUUUGCGCAAUAGCCAAGUGUUAAUUGACCAAUCUUUUAUAAACUAUACUGGUCGUAAUGAACUGACCGUCCAUAAUCAGUGGAAGAGAGAGGUUCUUCUUAAAGACAAUGAUAUUGAAACAGCAAGAAAUAGUUCAGCCACUAACAACAGCAAUUUGCCUAUUAGCAAGCCACAUACAGUGUUUCUAGGCACUGCGGCCGCUGUUCCUGGAGUAAUUCGAAAUGUAUCGUCUAUUCUUAUAACAUCUCAGAAUGGAGCAGUUCUCUUUGAUUGCGGUGAAGAUACCGGGACACAGCUUAACAAGAUAAGCAUACAGAACAGAUAUAAUUAUGCUAGUUUAAAUAUGAUAAUAUUGACACACCGCCAUGCCGAUCAUGUUUUGGGAACGCUUAGUGUUUUAAACCGGUGUAAUUUAGCUGGUAAUUCAGCUGUAAUUGUAUUUGGCCACAAAUGCCUAGUUCCUGCACUAGAGAAAUACGGAACAUCGUGUAUUUUUGUUCAAAAUCGCGCAGAUUUGUCUGUUCAAGUAUAUAAAAAAGAACAUACAGAGUAUAUAUGUAUAUCUGGGAAAAGAGAGAGGCUUGUUAUUAAAAUUCAGCAAAAUAUAUAUAGCCGCACAGGAACUGUAGAUCCAUUGAACUACAAGCCGGCGUGUGAUAUUAAAAAGGCUAUUCUACAAAUCAAAGCAUCCUGUAAUGCUGUAUCAUUUGCUGAUUUUAUUAACCUUCCAGUAAUAGUUGAACCGAAUCUUAGCUGCCCAGAGGCGCUAACACUUAAAUAUAAACUAUCUAUGUGUAGCGCACUACACAUACACGAAAGCUAUAGCUUUUUACUCAAGGAGUAUGCAGAUAAUGUAGCAUAUUCUGUUGCAUAUUCUGGAGACACAAGGCCAAAUACUAAGUUUGCAGAUCUUUCAUUUGGCGCAGACUUAAUGGUGCAUGAGGGCACAUUUGAAGAAGAAGAGUACAUUCAGGCGCAACACACAAUGCAUUCAACUAUUCCUGAGGCAUUAGAUAUAUUUAAGAAAUCUAAAGCAUGCGAAUUAUUUAUUACACAUAUUAGUCAGCGGUAUAAGACUGUAGCUGUUCCAGACGAAGGAAAUUUAGCCUUGGACUACUUGGUGCACACUCCAGGAGCUAAGACUUCACAAAAAGAUUUACACAUGGCGCUAUUAGAAUGGGCAGAGGAAAAAGAAUAAAUAGAACAGAG
Messenger RNA from Nematocida parisii ERTm1, 2108 nucleotides. RefSeq lists its product as uncharacterized. Gene Ontology annotation, molecular function: 3'-tRNA processing endoribonuclease activity. The transcript has a single exon. Lineage: Eukaryota; Fungi; Microsporidia. The record is from RefSeq and is a predicted model, not a curated record. The coding region runs from base 1 to 2097 and encodes 698 amino acids. Gene Ontology annotation, biological process: mitochondrial tRNA 3'-end processing. Gene Ontology annotation, cellular component: mitochondrion.